AGCAGCCAAGGCUGGGGCUUAAAAUGGCGGGAAGGGAGAGCCAAGCCAGGAAGAGGAGAAAGAGGAGAGAGAAAGCAUGGCUUUGAGGGAAAGAAAGCUUCCACAUUAUGGUUUGACACCACCUCCUGGAGCAAUACUAAGGGGAUCCUGGGUGUGUGGCUGCAAUGAGGCACCAGCACUCUCUGGCAGGGAUAUGGAGUCAAGAGGGAGAGAGAGAGACAGGAAGGAAUCAAGUCAGGAAUUGUAUAGCCUUCGCAAAGAUUGCACAUACAUUUGGGGAUCCGCGUGGACCGCGCACCGGAACAGAUGGAUAAUGGAGACUGGGGAUAUAUAAUGACUGAACCAGUCACUCUCAAUGUGGGAGGCCACUUGUACACGACGUCGCUGACCACACUCACCAGGUAUCCUGAUUCGAUGCUGGGAGCCAUGUUCCGGGGAGACUUCCCCACUGCCAGAGAUUCUCAGGGCAAUUACUUCAUUGACCGGGAUGGGCCGCUUUUCCGGUACGUUCUCAAUUUUUUACGGACCUCAGAGCUGACUCUGCCUGUGGACUUCAAGGAAUUUGAUUUGCUUCGAAAAGAAGCUGAUUUUUAUCAGAUCGAACCUUUGAUACAGUGUCUUAACGACCCCAAGCCUUUGUAUCCUGUGGAUACUUUUGAGGAGGUGGUGGAGCUUUCCAGCACACGCAAGCUUUCCAAAUACUCCAAUCCGGUGGCGGUGAUCAUAACGCAGCUCACCAUCACAACAAAGGUCCACUCGUUGUUGGAAGGGAUUUCCAACUAUUUUACCAAGUGGAAUAAGCACAUGAUGGAUACCAGAGACUGCCAAGUUUCUUUUACCUUUGGGCCGUGCGAUUACCACCAAGAGGUCUCUCUCCGUGUCCAUCUGAUGGAGUACAUCACGAAGCAGGGUUUCACCAUUCGAAAUACAAGAGUCCACCACAUGAGCGAGCGAGCGAAUGAAAACACAGUUGAACACAACUGGACUUUCUGUAGACUGGCCCGAAAAACGGACGACUGAUACCGUUUGUUCUCGUCUAUUAUUUGUUCACUCUCCAAAAGCGAAAUAGCCACUUCUCAAAACCAUGUAUUUCAGUGACUGGAGUCUGGCCUUGACCCUAAACAGCCUCGGAGAGACUCUUCUUUUAUUUUAUUCUUUUUUUUUGGUUAUGAAUAUUUAUUAUUUGGUUUUUAGAGACUGGAGGAUGGACAUGCUGUGGCCUCUUGUCUUUUGUCUUGUGAGAAACGUAUGCAUGUGCCUGCUUAAAAUGUUAAGUCUCGUUUUAAAUUAAAAGAUGAAGCAAAACAAACACAAAUCAUUCUUAGAGACAACUUCAGAAUUAACUACCUUAAGAUCCCUCCCUUUCUUACAAUGCAGUAUAAGGUGCUAAAAACCACCUCUUGAUUGGAAUGGCAUUUAUUUAAUGCUAUCACAUACCACUGGGAAUGAAAGAGAAAAUCCAGCUCACACUGAACUAGAUUGAAAUGAAUGCAGAUGGUAUAAGAGGAGCUUGUUUUGGACACGUUUCCUCUGGGCUGUACCCAGAAUUGUUUAGAUGUAAUUGGAGGAAAAGCUAUCAUCAUGUAAUCUAAUCUAGUUUUCCUUGACCACAAAACCAGCAGUAUUAUUUAGUUACCUCCAAAUCCUCCCAUGACCAUUUCCUCCUGUCCUCGGUUUUAUUUUUUUAAAUGCCAUAUUUGUCAGUUCUGAUGAUUGCUUUUUCCCCUAUACAUUAUAAAUCAAGCAACCAAAUAUUAUCUGAGCUAUGAAGGUAUAAUUAGAAGUAUUUAUAUUGGUUUUGAAUGCAAAAAAACAUCCCUGUGGUAGGACUUCUUUAUUUUUUAAUGCCUGGUGCAAUAAUGAUUCCCAAAUGUAAUGCUUGCCACCAAGAAGCUAAUAAAAACAUGAAAUAUGGAAGCCAGAUCUGCAAUCUUUUGUUUGUGCUUUUUUAAAGUUAAUGUUCCAGGAAAUGUAGGAGGCACAGAAAAUGAAUCAGCUUCUGUGAAAAAGGAAAGAGGGAAAUCAUUAAUUUUAAAACCACUAGCUGGGAUUUCAAAACAACAUUUAUGAUAAGGUUUUACAGGCAGUCCCCGAGUUACAAACAUCUGACUAAGGCCCCUUCUACACUGCUGUAUAAAACCCAGAUUAUCUUCUUUGAACUGGAUUAUAUGGCAGUGUAGACUCAUAUAAUGUGGAUUAUCUGCUUUGAUAAUCUGGAUUAUAUGUUUAUUAUUACUAUUAUUUUUUUUCGUGUCCGGAACAACUUGAGAAACUGCAAGUCGCUUCUGGUGUGAGAGAAUUGGCCAUUUGCAAGUACAUUGCCCAGGGACUCCCGGAUGUUUUUGAUAUUUUACCAUCCUGUGGGAGGCUUCUCUCAUGUCCCCCCAUAGGGAGCUGGAGCUGACAGAUGGGAGCUCAUCCGCUCUCCCCCAAUUCGAACCGGCAACCUUCAGGUCAGCAACCCAACUUUCAGGUCAACAAUCCUGCCAAUACAAGGGUUUAACCCAUUGCGCCUCUGGGGGCUCCUUUUAUUAUUACUGUAGUAUGUUUUCAAUUGUGUUUUAGCUUGUAAUCUUUGUUUAUGCUGGUCUUGGUUCCCAUGUAAGCAGUCCCAAGUCCCUUCGGGGAGAUGGUGGUGGGAUAUAAAAGUAAAAUUACUAUUACUAUUAUUAUUAUUAUUGUUAUUAUGUCAGUGUAGAAGGGGCCUUACACACAACUCCUAGUUAAGAACGGGGGUGAGAAAACGGGAAUGAGAGGAAAUCUACUCCUCGGAAGGGAAAUCCAUUCCUGUGAAAGUGAUCAUGGGGAAAAGGGUCUCCAUUGAAGCUUUACCACCAAUCUUUGCUUCCAUGACAACCCAAAAUUUUCAAAAUCCACUUAUCGCAGGGACAGAAAGCGAGGCGAAAUCUUUUGAAGUGGGGUACAGACAGCAAAAUAAACAUUACAGGAGUGUCAAUCCCUCCCAAUGCAAUCCAAAACUUAAAAAAUGGCUGGAGUUAUACUUCAAAAAAAGUCUAUCUGUUCUGACUUACAUACAAAUUCAACUUAAGAAAAAACCUACAGAAACGAUCUUGUUCUUAACAAGGACUGCCUGUACUGAACUUAAUUGGGUUUCGGUAACUUAAUUUAUAAAUAGCAAUCAUGCGGGACAGUACAAAUAUGGAUAUAAAGCUCUAAGGUUCCCAGCCCAUGGAGCAGUUCAGGACACAAAAGCCACUUUUUCUUUAUUCCUAGUGGUUAUACCAAAUUGAUUUCUUUUAAAUAAUUCUUAUUCAUUAUUAGAUUUGUAAUCAUACACCGGCAUGAUUCUGUCACACGUGAGACUCUGCAACCCAGAGAGAAGCCACUGACUCACAGAUUUUCUGUUGUCUCUCUCUUCUUCAUAUCCUUUUCAAGCUCUUGUCGAGUUUUGUAUCACUUUAAUCUAGCUUGCUGUUCUGUACAGACCUGAAAUAGUGGUUUGCAACAACAAUCCAGGGUUGGUUUACUUACCAAUUGGCUAAAGUUUGUGUAGAAUCACAACUAUUAGUUGAUGUAUGGCAAGCAAAGGAUCAUAUCACCUAAAUCUUGUAGCUAUUCUUGUUGAAGGGCUGUGGGAAUUGUACCCCAAAUACGAAACCUCUUCAAGCUUUGUGUGUGGUGGGAUUUUGUAAUACAGGUUGAGCGUCUGUAAUUCCAAAAUACUCGAAAAUUGUCCACAAGGGUGGACAUCUGUGCUUUUGCAUGGUUCACUAGCAUCAGGCUACCUGUAUCAAGUGUCUAUGAAACAUAAAUGAAUUUUGUGUUUAGACUUGGGUGCCAUCUCUUAGAUAGCUCAUUAUGUAUCUGAAAUAAAAUCCAAAAUACGCAACACUUCUGGCGCCACGUAUUUUGGACAAAGGGCACUCAAUCUAUAACAAAUUUAACUUUGUGUUUGUUACAUAAUGAGCUAAAGAGUGGGAUUUUUUAAAAAAAAGUAAUUUUCCCAUAAUUGAAAAACAGUUAUAUUCAUAGUUUAGAACAGAUAUGUGAGUCUCAUAGUGACUAUGAGCUAGGAGACUUUCUGAUAGCCUGUUUGAGAAGAAUAAUUAUUGCAGCAGUAAUAAUGCUUUCCUCACUCUUCACAAGCUUAAUUAAAAUAGUCAUGUCUGCCUUUUGCUCUUAUGCCAUUACAUGCAGUUAUUCUUCUGCCUAUGGCAGAUGAAGCACACUUGUGCCAGUAAAUAGGGUGGGUUUUUUUUAGUUUUUAGCCUGAUUUAUUUUUUGGUAAUGAACAUAAAAUGGAAAAUGCAUGAGAAAUAAAACUCAACCUCUCAGGUGGCAAAGCAUGUCUGCUAUGGGAAGUGGCUUGACCAGCCAAAUGUUGUUAUUGUCUGAAAAUUGCGGCAGUCCAUAACUGUAUGCCAUCGCUCUACAUGUGGUUUGAAUUAAAAUUCAGCUUGCUUAUUUA
Molecule: messenger RNA, 4429 nt
Organism: Anolis carolinensis (green anole)
Lineage: Eukaryota; Metazoa; Chordata; Lepidosauria; Squamata; Anolidae
Gene: kctd6
Product: potassium channel tetramerization domain containing 6
Exons: 3
Coding region: 307-1020 (237 amino acids)
Biological process (GO): protein homooligomerization
Molecular function (GO): protein binding
Source: RefSeq, a predicted model, not a curated record